This is a messenger RNA of Helicoverpa armigera (cotton bollworm), 4163 nucleotides long. Its product is annotated as EGFR adapter protein. The record is from RefSeq and is a predicted model, not a curated record. The transcript is spliced from 11 exons. Bases 191 to 1612 code for a protein of 473 amino acids. NCBI's taxonomy places the organism in Eukaryota, Metazoa, Arthropoda, Insecta, Lepidoptera, Noctuidae.
GGUAGUGGCACUCGCAAAAAGUGCCACAGUCCCGCCGCAAGCUCCGUCCUAUUUGUUUUGGUAAUGUCCAAGAAUCGCGGUCAGUAGAAAAACGCGAGUGUCGCGGAAUGUCAGCGGCGCCGGUGUCGCGGUGUCGCGAGUGUGCAGUGUCGGUGAUGUAGUGUCGGCGGGAGAUGUCGCGGGCGACAACAUGCUCGCCGUCCGCCAUGCGAAGUACCUGGGCUCGUUCCCGGUGUCCGGCGGCGAGCCGGCGGCGCGCGGCGACCAGGUCUCCGCGCAUCUACACCUCAUGAAGGAGAACGGGCGUGCGGUCCCAGUGCUGGUGGUGGUCGCGCUCUCGGGGGUCAAAGUAUGCGACCCCGACGACCAGAGCGUGCGCAUGUACCACGCGCUGCGCCGCAUCUCGUACGCGACGUGUGAGGCGACGCGCGCGCUCUUCGCGCUGGUGGCGCGCGAGCCGCGCUCCGAGCCGCCGCACCACUACUGCCACGCCUUCCAGACCGACACGCCCGACCAGGCGGAGGAACUGAACUCGCUGGUGGGAGAUGCUUUCCGAAUGGCGUUCGCCUCGCAGCUGCAGCCCUCCGCGCCGCUCUGGAGUAAGGAGUUGAGCGGCAGCGACUGUGGCAUGGUGCGCGCGCCCGACUCGCUGCCCGGCCUCACGCACCACUAUUGUAGUGACAGGUCCCCAGCGAAAUGCAACAUAAUGGGAGUAUCGAAGCUGGUGAACGAGCCGAGCCCCAGCAGCUCGGAGGAGUCCAACUCGCCCACGGAGCUGAACUGCUACCGGCGGCUGGGCGAGCGGCCGCCGCUCAUGAAGCGCCUCGCCAUGGGGCUCAGCGGCGCGCUGCUGCAGCCCGAGGACGACGACUCUACGCCGCUCGUCGCCGAUACACCCACCACGCCCACAAACCUCCCGCUGUGCAUGAACGGUGGCUACAUAAACGAGGCGUCCGAGUCAGAGGCUCGCGCGCGGGAGGCGCCGCCCGCCGUGCCAGCCGCGCCGCGCCGGCAGGACUUGCUGCCAGAGCUCGAUGCUGACUUCAGGAGGUGUACCAAUAUGAAGAAUAGUGAGUCGGUGACGUGCAGCCGCACGACGUCGUCGUCGUCGGGCGCGUCGUCGUGCGGCGGCGCGCCCGCGCACUGCGCCGUGCCGCGCGCCGAGCCCGAGCUGCGGCACGCGCCCUGGUUCCAGCACGGCAUUCCUAGAGAGAUAGCGUUGGAGGUGCUGGGCGCGGCGCCGGUGGGCGCGUUCCUGGUGCGCGGCAGCACGACGCAGGCCGGCUGCUUCGCGCUGUCGCUGCGCGUGCCGCGGGACUUCACGCGCGCCGGCAUCGCGCACUACCUCAUACUCAGGACGCCCAAGGGAUACAAGAUUAAGGGUUUCACAAAAGAGUUCUCAUCCCUGAUGGCGCUGGUGACGCACCACAGCGUGAUGCCGGAGCUGCUGCCGGUGCCGCUGCGCCUCGCCCGCAGCCCACGCGCAGCGGCGCGGCGCGACCACGCCGACCUGGACGCGCUGCACGCGCCGCACGCGCCGCCGCCGCCGCACCGCGCGCCCGCCGCGCACACGCAACAUCAGCACCACUUCCUAGCGCAGCUCGAUGUCUAACACGCAGCCUAUAGCAGCCUGUAGCCUACAAUACCUGGGUAUUUCUGAUUCUCUUUCUCUGAUUUCAUUUCAAUUCAUUCCAUUAUACAUAAUAUGUACUUCGAUUUAUUAUGUUUUUAAAGUGAAAAUUUUGAAUGAGUAGACUUUUUGAUUGGGUACCCAUCUGAAAAAAUAUACAUCCAAACCUGUGGAUAUUAUGUUCCGAGGAUAUAAACCUAAUUGUAUGAGAGGUAGACUGCGGCUGAGUGUGUGGUAUGGUGCAACAGUGCAUAUUAUGCAGACUAGCUUAAAGAACAAUCGCAUAUCUGUGGCUUCGAUCAAUAUUCCUUACUUAACUCAGUGCAUUAAGGUAUUGUCAACGAUUUCACCUGACCACAGUGAUAAAACAAUAUGGAAAAAUACUAUAGCAGUAACUUUACACUGUGAACAAAAAAUUGGUGAAAAAGUUAAUACAUAGUUAAACGCACAUAGAUUUAAUACCGAAAUCACAAUAACUCAUUUAAUAUAAACACUACAAUGAUAAUAUCUUCGUAUUCAAAUAACUAUUCACUGUUAUAUUAAAGUCAAAAAUAUAAAGAUUUCUAUAUCAUUGAGUAAAGAAAUUAUCUAAAAUAGUCAUGUUUAAGGAGUCAUUAAAUUAUUGUAUGUUGUCUAGUAACUGUUGGUAAGUUCUCUUUUGUAAGAAUAAUGUGAUAAAUAUCAUACUUAGGACGUGUACGCAAAUGUAAAAAAGGUAUAUUUGUAAAAAUAAAAUGUGUAUAUGGAUUGUAAUUAUUAGAAGAUUCGUGUCAUAAUCAUAGUUUAUAUUAUAGCUAUAGAGAAGGAAAUGCGCAUUGUUUGAGUUAUACCGUGACAUCGAUGUUAAUACUAAUUAGACAUGGCAUAAUAGAGAAGAAAUCCUGAUAUUUUACUUAAGAAGUACCUACUAUAUACAACAUUUUAUCAAUACAAAUAUUGAUUAAGUUUCAAGCGAAAUAUCCCAGAGAUACUCUAUAACUUGGUUAACUUCAUACUGUACCCAUUACAUGGAUUUGUCGUCUACUUGGUAUAACAUCGUUGUAAUGGAUUUCCAACUAGUUUGCGCUUGUGUUACGUUAACGUUGUGUAGGUAUGUUCUAGUCUAAUGAGAUGUACAGAUGUGUGCGCACGGUUUGUUUCACGAAUAAUACCACACAUGUUAUAAUUAGUUCUACUAGAUUGAGUAAUGUGUUAUUUAUGUUUUGUGUUGUUGACACCACGGAUUCGUGUAUUUAUGUAACUUAAUAAUACGCACAAAGAAAAUUACAUCAAUAACUAAAAGCUGUUCCCUUUAAUAAUUAUUAUUUAAACGUCUUCGUCACUAUCAUAUCUGUUUCUAGAAAUAUCUAAUUGAUAGAACAAGUAACAUGUAUUAUUCCAUCUAAUAUCAAUUAUGUAUAACACCCUUUAUUUACUGCAAUUUACGUAAAAAUACGUGGUGUGAACAAUACGAGAACAUUUGCAAUAAUGUAAGAGUGGUGAUGGGCGCGACGCCCGCCGGUGUAUAUUGUAAACAAGUUGCCUUUUAGCGAGUACACUACGGCUUCGCAGUUCUGGUCUACAGGCAUACAGACAACAUAGAAGUAUAACAUAAUACGUAUUCCACUAUAGUUUGCGCCAAAGAACUUCGCUAUUCUGACAUUAGCCAUUUUACUCCUUGCUAAUUUGUAAGAUCUUGGCUUGUUCGAAGUUCGCUACUAUUGACUUCACAACAGCCAUAAAAUAUGAAAAAAGUACUUCUGUGCACGCAAGAGGCGUUAAACGUCUUACUUCAGAGUUGCAAAUUUUUUUUGUGCGAACUGUAACGGUAGUACCUUUUUGUAUAAAAAAUCUACUAAAAACCACCCCUGCUUCAAAAAUGAAAAACUAAAUGAUAACUGGCUAAGUGCAUAAAAGUAUGUCUGUACGUCUGUAGCUCACACAAAAUGUUGAUUGUUAUACACUGCCUUAGUACGAGACGUUUGUAUAAACAUAACGAUAUCAGUAGUUUAGUCUGUUGAUGUUAUCUGUAACUCGCCAUCUCAUCUUCACUAACAUAGGAACGUUACGAUGGCUUUCUCUUUAUAUGGCAACACUGGCACUUACUCAGAUUCAUAUUUAUUUAACUGAUGCAUUUAAUGUUACUCUUAUAAUAUUCUGGCUGUACGGUAAUAAUCUUAAAGACUUAGGUUUUCUAACAGUACUACAUUAACAUUUUCUUUAAAUGACUUUAUCAUUUAAAGAAAACAACAAUUUUAACAAGUCAACCUACUAAAAAAAAUGUAUUAUUUAUGAAUUUACAUAAAGAAACUACUUAAAUCUUUUGAUACUGUGUACUGUUCUAAAUUAACUUGCGUUUUACAAAAGUAUGUUUUGAGGCCCAAAGCAAAGUGGUCAAAUCGGUAGGUACAUCACAGACUUUGUCUUCAAAAAAUAGUUUUGUAAAUCUUGUAUAUUCUAGACACAUUCAUAUUCAUGUAUCGCAGAAAACUAAGUUAAUAAUUUAAUUAAAGCAUGAAUUUUCGCUUUCAUCUGUUUUCCUGAUUUUUUUUUU